GGGGAUAAAUACGGGCGGUGCGCGGCUCAGAGCCGUCACUCUGGAAAAUGAGCAUCAGGAGCCCGCCCCUCUUGUGCCUCACGCUGGUGCUCGCCGUCACCCAGGCCGUCUCCCCCGGCCGCCACCUGCAGCCCAAGGCCCUUCACCUCGACUGGCCCAAGGACUGCGGGCUCGCGCACUUCAAGCCCAACAUGGCGGAGCGCAUAGUGUCCGGCAACGAAGCCCGGCCGCACUCCUGGCCGUGGCAGGUCUCUCUGCAGGUUCGUCCCCGAGGGAGUAAACACUACAUCCACGUGUGCGGCGGAACUCUGAUCCACAAGAACUGGGUGCUCACCGCGGCACACUGCUUUCAGAAAGGGAAGGCAGAGGAAGCCGGGAGCUGGCGAAUCGUCCUGGGGAAGCACCAGCUGAAGCGUUCGGAGACGGCCGAGCGCAUUUUCCCCGUCCGGCGCAUCUACCGCCACGAGAGGUUCCGUUACCCCGCACACAGCGAGCUGGACUACGACAUCGCCCUGGUCAAGGCCGCCACCGACAUCAUACCCAGCAACUUCAUCCGCUAUGCCUGCCUGCCGCGCAGACAGACCGCCCUCAAACCGGGACACUACUGCUGGGUGACAGGCUGGGGGGACACGCGGGGUGGGAAGGAGAACGUGUCUCUGGCCGAGGCUCUGAACCAGGCCCGCCUGCCCAUCAUUGACUUCAAGACCUGCCGGCAGAAGAAGUUCUGGGGGGACCGCGUGCGGGACUCCAUGAUCUGCGCUGGCUUCCGCGACACGGAGGGGCCGCCGGCCGCCUGUCAGGGGGACUCGGGGGGGCCCCUCCUGUGCCAGCUGGGGCGUGACCGGUGGGAGGUGCACGGCGUGGUGAGCUUCGGGCCAAUCGGCUGCACCGUGGAGAACAAGCCCAGCGUCUUCACCCGCACCACCGCCUACAUCCCCUGGAUCGAGGCCACCCGGAUCCGGGACUUCUUCCUGCACUGACGCCCCCCCCCCCCCCCCCCAGACAGAACCGGCCCACUCCCCCACCCACCACCCACCACGCAGCCAGCCACCUCCUGGUAACAGCGGCGGACUCUUCCGCCACCUACAGGCCCCGACGAGGCAACGCAGCCGACGUUCUCCCCAUGUGGGAGCAAGCCCCGCAUUAUUUUGCCGCGUCCCGAUCAGCCGCUCAUCUCUGGGUCUCUGCGGUGGUACAGACAGCCCGGGCUCCCUUCUCCUGCCCCUUGGCAGCGCUUGGUUUCCCUGUUCCGCCGCCGCUGUCCCUGACAACCGCCCAGAUUACCGCCAGUCACACCACGCGUUACAGCACGGAUAAGCUACCAUAAUGCAUGAGCGCGUUUCAUUGGUCGAAGUGUUCAUAACUUCUUUACAUCUCAGUGUUACACCUCUUCGCAUUGGAAAGUGAACUGCAUGUCUUCUGUGCUCCGUAGAACACAUUUCUUAAUUUUCAACGAUCCACGCAAGAGUUCUCACAAUCAUUUUUGCAAGUUAUCUCCUUGAAUCAUUAUUGACCAUCAUCAUGAACAAUGUGUCUACCCAAAGUAGAUCAUUAUUUUAUUUAGUCUUGACAAAUGAUUAAAAAAAAACAAAACAAUAUGGAAACCCCUGUCUUUUCUACAGCAACCAGUAACAUUACAUUAUUUUGUUUUACAUAUUGGUGAAAUACAGAACUAUUUUAAUGAAGAACAAGAUGAUUUUACAGCCUGGAUCAAUUUAUAUAUAGUGUUUAAUCUUUGCAUAAUUUAAUAAUUACAUUGACAGUCACAUCAUUUCUGGUAAAACAGUGUAGACCAAGGCAUCUGUUCCACCUAACCACGUGGGGUUUAUCCUUUGAAAUAAAAAAUUUAAAUAAAUAUUUUACACAUUACAAAUAUAAACUUUUACAUGUUGAUUUUGGGAAUUAUGAAUUCAGGUGAUAAGAAACAAAGCUUAUAAUUAGACAAUGUGCAAAAAAAAGCUUUCUGGGUUUAGAUUGAACAUCUAUCGAAUUUAAUGGCUUCCAGCUUAUAUACUUAGGAUUUAUUAUUUUUUAAAUAUGUAUAUUCUUAAAAGGACUGACUGAUUUUACACCCAACUCUAUAAACAGUAUUCACCAUGUUGUCUUUUGGACAAUACUGCAUUGUAAAGCGCUAUACCGUGCACUUUGCAAUACAGUAACUUUAAAUGUGAACUUGGUGUUCAGUUAAUUACUAUUUAUUUAUCCAGUAUUGCA
Molecule: messenger RNA, 2214 nt
Organism: Anguilla anguilla (European eel)
Lineage: Eukaryota; Metazoa; Chordata; Actinopteri; Anguilliformes; Anguillidae
Exons: 6
Coding region: 48-980 (310 amino acids)
Biological process (GO): proteolysis
Molecular function (GO): serine-type endopeptidase activity
Source: RefSeq, a predicted model, not a curated record